Histoplasma mississippiense is the source of this 441-nucleotide messenger RNA. RefSeq lists its product with no specific name. Bases 1 to 441 code for a protein of 146 amino acids. Lineage: Eukaryota; Fungi; Ascomycota; Eurotiomycetes; Onygenales; Ajellomycetaceae. The transcript is spliced from 3 exons. The record is from RefSeq and is a predicted model, not a curated record.
AUGUCUCUCCGCCGUAUCUGCCGGCUAGGACCAUGUAUCAUCCGAAACAACUACGGCCGGACCGAAUAUGAAUGUGCCUACUGUUACAAAACCACAACUUCGCUCACUGCCCUGGGCCAGCACUGUCGUGACUCCGCUGCCCAUUCCUGGUGCUGCCGUUGCGAAAGGGUGUUCCCACAUGCCAGGGCGCUGAAUGACCAUCUGAAGUAUUCAUCUUCGCAUAACGUCUGCGAGAGAGAUUAUUGUGACGAGGAUUUUGCAACAUACGAUGAAUGGGCAAGGCAUAAUGUGGAUCACCAUAACUGGUGCCGACCUUGCAACUGGUUUGCGCGCGAUCAGUAUGCGCUCACACUGCAUGAUAUCAACCAGCAUUUCAUGUGUGGCAAGUGUGGCAGCUUUUUCCAGAACGACAACAAUCGGCGGAUGACAGAGGGCAGUUGA